CCAUUAAUUAAUAAGUGCACUUUGUGAUUAAAAAUGAGUGAAACACUUCAGCUGAAGGGUACCCUACGGGGACACAAUGGAUGGGUUACGCAAAUUGCGACAAAUCCGAAAUAUCCAGAUAUGAUCCUCUCGUCCUCACGUGACAAGACUCUGAUUGUAUGGAAGCUCACCCGUGAUGAGACCAACUAUGGCAUCCCCCAGAAGCGUCUUUACGGUCACUCUCACUUCAUCAGCGACGUUGUCCUUUCUUCUGACGGUAACUAUGCUCUCUCAGGAUCAUGGGACAAGACUCUCCGUCUUUGGGAUCUCGCUGCCGGACGCACCACGAGGAGGUUCGAAGACCAUACCAAGGAUGUUCUGAGUGUUGCUUUCUCCGUGGACAAUCGUCAGAUUGUUUCUGGAUCCAGGGACAAGACCAUCAAACUGUGGAAUACAUUGGCCGAGUGCAAAUACACAAUUCAGGAGGAUGGACAUGGUGACUGGGUCAGUUGUGUUCGUUUCUCACCGAACCACACCAAUCCAAUUAUUGUUUCUGCUGGUUGGGACAAGAUCGUCAAGGUAUGGAACUUGACUAACUGCCGUUUGAAGAUCAACCACAACGGACACACUGGAUACUUGAAUACUGUCACCGUGUCUCCUGAUGGCUCUCUCUGCGCAUCGGGCGGCAAGGACUGCAAAGCCAUGCUGUGGGACUUGAACGAUGGCAAGCACCUCCACACCCUCGACCACAAUGACAUCAUCACAGCCCUGUGCUUCAGUCCAAAUCGCUACUGGCUCUGCGCCGCAUUUGGCCCCUGGAUCAAGAUCUGGGAUCUCGAGAGCAAGGAAAUGGUGGAGGAACUCAAGCCUGAGGUCGUGUCGACGACGAGCAAGGCCGAACCACCUCAGUGUCUUUCCCUGGCCUGGUCCACUGACGGACAGACCCUCUUCGCUGGAUACUCUGAUCACACAAUCCGCGUCUGGCAGGUGUCUGUGACUAGCCGUUAAAAAACACCUUCAUUUUGUAAAUGAAAAGAUGAAAUAAAAAAUCGCAAAAAAAAUUAAA
Messenger RNA from Diachasmimorpha longicaudata, 1045 nucleotides. It is a transcript of the gene Rack1, whose product is annotated as small ribosomal subunit protein RACK1. The transcript is spliced from 5 exons. Gene Ontology annotation, cellular component: nucleus; cytosol. Gene Ontology annotation, molecular function: ribosome binding; protein kinase C binding; translation regulator activity. Gene Ontology annotation, biological process: rescue of stalled cytosolic ribosome; positive regulation of protein phosphorylation. Bases 34 to 987 code for a protein of 317 amino acids. NCBI's taxonomy places the organism in Eukaryota, Metazoa, Arthropoda, Insecta, Hymenoptera, Braconidae. The record is from RefSeq and is a predicted model, not a curated record.